AGGUCAGAGGGGGUCAGGACUGUUAAUGCUGAAGACAGGUACCGUCUGUCUGUCUGUCUGUCUGUCUGUCUGUCUGUCUGUUUGUCUGUGCGUCUGUCUGUGCGUCUCUCUGUCUGUCUCUCUGACUGUCUGUCUGCCUGUCUCCCUGACUGUCUGUCUGCCUGUCUGUCUCUCUUCAGUGAUCCAGGUCCAGACACCAUGAAGACCGUGAGUCCGUCUCCGUCUCCGACCUCCGAUGGUUCAACAGGUUCUGGUUCUGGGUCCCGGGUCGUCCAGCGGAUCUUCACCAACACUCGGGAACGUUGUCGCCAGCAGAAUGUGAACGGAGCGUUUGCCGACCUGCGGCAGCUCGUCCCGACCCACCCCCCCGACAGGAAGCUGAGCAAGAACGAGGUCCUGCGCCUCGCCCUCCGGUACAUCCACUUCCUGGACGGGCUGCUGACGGACCAGGACCUGGGGCAGGUUCCCCGGGGCCGAGCGGAGAGCCUGGAGCUGUCGCCGCGCUCCAGCUGUGACAGUUGGGCGGAGGAACAGGACUGUGGAGGUCUGGGUCGGUACCUUCACCUGGAGCCCGGCUGCUGAUCAGGCCCAGAGACCAGCAGGACCUGGUCCUCCAUGUUGGCUCCAGAGGAGCCGGUCGCAGUGUGACGUUCACACUCGUCAGUGUUUAACCAUGUGACGUUUCUUUAGCGUCAGAGAAACGUGGAGUCGUUAUAAUAAAACCUGUGGUUUGUCGUUGACUUCAGAAGAAAAGUUCUUUCCUUUUUCAUUAGAAUAAAAAAACAUCGUGCUGAGGUGAUUUUGUUCAGUGGACUCGUCACUGUGAUGAUGCAUUCAUGUGACGAUUAAUAACCUGCAUGUGAUUUAUUGUGAAUUUCCCUGUGGAAUGUAAAUAUUUUAUAAUAAUCUUACCUGAGAUGUGAUUGUGUGUAUUUUAUAUGUUUGUAUGAUUAAUAAAUGAAAU
This is a messenger RNA of Scophthalmus maximus (turbot), 964 nucleotides long. Its product is annotated as T-cell acute lymphocytic leukemia protein 2-like. Gene Ontology annotation, biological process: regulation of transcription by RNA polymerase II. The transcript has 2 exons. Lineage: Eukaryota; Metazoa; Chordata; Actinopteri; Pleuronectiformes; Scophthalmidae. The record is from RefSeq and is a predicted model, not a curated record. Gene Ontology annotation, molecular function: DNA-binding transcription factor activity, RNA polymerase II-specific; protein dimerization activity; RNA polymerase II cis-regulatory region sequence-specific DNA binding. The coding region runs from base 199 to 582 and encodes 127 amino acids.